GAUCCACAGCAGCAGUUGUCGAGUCUCCGGAGAACCAGAGUUUUACUAAACAUUUUGACCAUGUAAGGGGAAGUGUGUGAGGCUGGGGGGGUCCCUGAAGACCCUGAAGACCCUGAAGACCCCCCCAGCCUCAGACCAUCUCUGACCUCUCAGACAGCUGCUGUAUUUAAACUGUCUGCUCCCAGAGCAUCAGUCAGAGCAGAGGCAGCGUCAGUGACGAGCAGAGAUGGCGAGCAGGAAGACGAAGAAGAAGGAGGGAGGGGCUAAAAGAGCUCAGAGAGCCUCGUCCAACGUUUUCUCCAUGUUUGAACAAACCCAGAUCCAAGAGUUCAAAGAGGCGUUCACCCUGAUCGAUCAGAACCGGGACGGCUUCAUUGAUAAAGAGGAUCUGAAGGACACCUACGCCUCUCUGGGUAAACUCAACGUCAAGGACAACGAGCUGGAGGACAUGUUGAAGGAGGCGACCGGUCCCAUCAACUUCACCAUGUUCCUCACCCUGUUUGGAGAGAAGCUGCACGGCACAGACCCUGAGGAAACCAUCUUAAACGCCUUCAAACUGUUCGACCCCAACGCCAAAGGCUUCGUUCACAAAGACGAAUUACAGAAGUUACUGAUGACACAAGCAGACAAGUUUACACCUGAGGAGGUGAAGCAGAUGUUUCAGUCGUCAAAUAUCGACGCUGCAGGAAACUUGGAUUAUAAAUCUCUGUGCUACAUCAUCACACAUGGAGAGGAGAAGGAAGAAUAAAAUAUUUCUGCUGUGAUGUUUUAAAGCUCAGUGUUUAAAUAAAAAGUAAAACCUGA
This is a messenger RNA of Lates calcarifer (barramundi perch), 804 nucleotides long. Its product is annotated as myosin light chain 5. NCBI's taxonomy places the organism in Eukaryota, Metazoa, Chordata, Actinopteri, Centropomidae. The record is from RefSeq and is a predicted model, not a curated record. The transcript is spliced from 7 exons. The coding region runs from base 227 to 748 and encodes 173 amino acids. Gene Ontology annotation, cellular component: cytoplasm. Gene Ontology annotation, molecular function: calcium ion binding.